UGGCCAUGUGAGGUGCCGCCCGCCCCGGCUAUAUAUGCGAGGCCAUGGGUGCGCCUCCCCGGCCAGCCUAGCUCUCUCUUUCGCCAGUAGCUUUAGCAAUUUAGCCCAGCUCCCUCCACGCCAGGCAGGAUCCGGCGAGCUCGAUCGAUCGUCUCCAUUCCAUCCACGCAGCAGCUAGCUCCGGCGAGCGAUCGGUGGCGCGGCCGGGCAGCAUGCAGGCGGUGGGCAUCCGGCGGGGGCUGACCAUCGACCCGGCGGGGGAGGAGGAGGCCCCCGCGGCGCGCGUGGGGCGCCUGGUCCGCGAGAGCCCCGUGGUGAUCUUCGCGCGGCGCGGCUGCUACAUGGCGCACGUGAUGAAGCGCCUGCUGGCCGCCGUGGGCGCGCACGCCACCGUCAUCGAGCUGGACGCCGGCGCGGCCGACGAGCUCGCGGCGGCCGCCGAGGCCGGGCGCGGCGCCGUCCCGGCGCUCUUCGUGGGCGGCGCCCUCGUCGGCGGGCUCGAGGGGCUCAUGGACCUCCACCUCAGCGGCCGCCUCGUGCCGCGGCUCAGGGAGGUCGGCGCCCUCUGCGCGUAGGUAGCACCUCGUCGGCGGCCGGGACUCGCGCAGCGUCCAUGGAUGAUGUGUACAUACGCGAGGCCUCUCCGAUUCGGACAAGCUUCAGGGUGCUGGACGCAAAGCACGCUCGAAUAAGCUGUAGCGGUAGUAGUUGUACACCAAGGGCGGGGGAUGCUGGCAAGGCAAACAGUGUUACGGGGGUUUUUGUGAGAAACGGCAGGACCUAAAUGUGAUUACUUAGGAGUAACGCUGCUUCCUCUUCCUCGAUCUCUUUUCCUUUUGCAGCAGCAAGCAAGCGAGCAAGCUUCUGUUUUGUCCUGCUCUGUUAAGUUAAUUACUCUGUUCGUUUUGUUGGA
This is a messenger RNA of Panicum virgatum (switchgrass), 913 nucleotides long. Its product is annotated as monothiol glutaredoxin-S2-like. Bases 213 to 575 code for a protein of 120 amino acids. The record is from RefSeq and is a predicted model, not a curated record. The transcript has a single exon. NCBI's taxonomy places the organism in Eukaryota, Viridiplantae, Streptophyta, Magnoliopsida, Poales, Poaceae.